This is a messenger RNA of Sclerotinia sclerotiorum 1980 UF-70, 1887 nucleotides long. RefSeq lists its product as hypothetical. The record is from RefSeq and is a predicted model, not a curated record. Gene Ontology annotation, molecular function: ferric-chelate reductase activity. Lineage: Eukaryota; Fungi; Ascomycota; Leotiomycetes; Helotiales; Sclerotiniaceae. Gene Ontology annotation, biological process: copper ion import; iron ion transport; intracellular iron ion homeostasis. The transcript is spliced from 3 exons. Bases 1 to 1887 code for a protein of 628 amino acids. Gene Ontology annotation, cellular component: plasma membrane.
AUGUUUUUCCCCGAUCCUCCUCCAGAACAACCCGAUUUGCAGAAAUUGAUUGAUGGCGCUUUGUUUAAUGAGAAAAUUAUUAAUACUUAUCCAUGGACGAUUUGGGGGAUUGUAUUCGUUAUUUCGGGGAUACAUUGGUUUGGGAGGGUUAAACGAUGGAGGAGACGGGUUUUAUGGAGGAGAAGGGAGAGAUAUGAUGAUGAUGAAGUAUCCAAGAAGAUGCGAGAGAAUCUAACGGAAUAUGGUAGUGGUAGUGGUAGUGCUACUACAAACUCAUCGGGAAGCAGCACAUUGGGAUCAAACACCCCUUCUAUCAAACUCGACAACAGAGAUGAACAUACCCCUCUCUUAGCGAAUACUCUCCCCAAGAAUACCCCCUCAUAUCAAAGCACCAUAAUAUCCCAUCUCAAAGCCUUCCUAAUCUACCAACCCCGACCAAUCCCCUACUUUAACAAAAUCCUCCCUUCAAACGGCUCAUCAAUCUUCAUCCUAUCAUUCCUCGCCCUCAACAUCUUCUACACUUUCUACCACAUCCACUUUUCCGCCUUCGAAGCAUCAGUAUUAGGAGAUCGAGCCGGUUUAAUCUUCGCUGUUAAUCUCCCCCUUCUCUAUAUCCUCGGCGCGAAAAAUCAACCGUUGAAAAUAUUAACAGGUGUUUCCUAUGAAUCUUUGAAUAUUAUUCAUAGACGUCUGGGAGAAUUAAUCAUGAUUACUGCCAUGAUUCAUGCGGGUGGAAUGUUCAUGAUGUGGUAUAUGUUUUUGAAACCAUUUAGUGGUUGGACGAUAUGGGAUUUUUUAACUCAUCCUUGUAUUUACUUAGGAUUGUUGGCUCUUUUUACAUACAAGUCGUUGUAUGUAACAUCGCUUGCUUCGUUUCGUCAAAGAUGGUACGAGAUGUUUUUAGGAUUGCAUGUUGUGUUACAAGCAGCUGCGUUGAUCAUCUUGUAUUUUCAUCAUCAAGGAGCAAGAACUUAUGUGUUGUGGGCUUUGGUGAUAUUCCUCGUAGAUCGCUUAGUAUAUCGUCUUUGUGCUAAAAUUAUCAUGGCAGAAGCUAAAGUCAGCAUAUUUUCAGACAACGAAACCAUGCUCCUCACAUUCCACCUUCCCCAAACCACCCCAACCAUCCUCUCCCAAACCCUCGGCCACUCCAUCACCACCGGCUGGAAAGCAACCGACCACAUAUUCCUCACCAUUCCCUCCUUAGGCCGCACCCACACCCUCCAAGCCCACCCCUUCACAAUCUUCUCUCCAGCACCUCACCCCGCCACCAAAACCUCCCUCCUCACCCUCCUAAUCCGCUCCCGCUCCGGAUUCACCAGCGAUCUCCUCCUCGCCGCCCAACUAAAAAACACUCUAAAAUGUCGCCUCGAUGGUCCUUACGGAAGUAAUCACGCGCUCUCUCUCCUCUCCGAUUCCGACCUAGCAAUACUUAUUGCGGGGGGAAGUGGAAUUGCUGUUACGUGGCCACUUAUUCAUUAUCUUCUAGCUAUGUCGAAGGAGGAUGAAAAUGAAGAUACAGAGAAUGGGAGGAUGGUAAAGGGGAAGAGACGAAGAAUAGUAAUGAUAUGGAUUAUUCACAAGCGUGAGCAUUUAGAGUGGGUUAAUGGAGAGGAGAGAGAAGAGGUGCAGAGGAGGGGGGUGGAAAUUAUUAUUCCGGGUGCGACGAUGGAGGUUGGAAGACCAGAUUUAGAGGGGUUGAUGGAAGUGGUGGUGGAUGGUGGGAAUGGGAGGAAUGGGAAUUCUUCAUAUGGAAAAAAGAACAAAAGAAGAAUCGGUGUAGUAGUCAGUGGACCUGAUGGAUUAAACCGCACGAUUAAUAAUAAAUGUGCGGAAUUUGUAAAAGAGGGAAUGAAUUUAAAGGUUACGAUUGAGAAAUUUGGGUGGUAG